Messenger RNA from Pangasianodon hypophthalmus (striped catfish), 7613 nucleotides. It is a transcript of the gene podxl2, whose product is annotated as podocalyxin-like 2. NCBI's taxonomy places the organism in Eukaryota, Metazoa, Chordata, Actinopteri, Siluriformes, Pangasiidae. The transcript has 9 exons. The coding region runs from base 1716 to 3383 and encodes 555 amino acids. The record is from RefSeq and is a predicted model, not a curated record.
UUCAGGUGUUUAAUUGCUGUCGAUGCAGUUCAUGAAUAGUUAACCUGCUUCUUAAUGAUGGAAUGCUCUCCCCAAGAAUGCCUGCACAUCAACACACAUUGUUGAAGAUCACAAUCUGUUUUCACCAAUGGCCAUCUAGAUCUGCGAAUCUGAACUGUGCUGAAAACCUGGGGGCAUGCACAUAUCUAAAAAUAUGAUGGGCAUGUAGGAGUAGUCCAAGGUCACAUUAUUGGCCACAGAAAGCCUAAAGGAGGAUCUACUACAGAAGCUGCAGUAGUCCUUUUUUUUUAAUUUUUUAUUUAUUUAUUUUUUUUUUGAAAAAGUGUGACUGAACUAUUGCCAGAGUUUUUCUAAGUUCUCACUUUCUAUAUGCUCAAACAGUUUGCAGGGUCUGCAUUCACACGAACCCUGAUUUGGCAUAAAAUGAGGAUUUUGUUAAGACUGAUUUUGUUAAGAAUUGUAACAAAAGGUUUAGGAUCAAGAUCUGUAUGUGUACAUGGGAAAACAAAACCCCUGCAGAAAGCCAAGCACAUUUAAUUAAAUAUCCAAGUGACAUGGAUAAUGAACAUUAAUGACUUGUAUGUAUGAGACUUUUUGAAAGAGCUAUGAGUUGAGUGCUGGUAUGGCAAAUGAUCCAGGACACAAAUCUCAACCGUGAUUCUAAUUGAGACAAACAAUUCACAUGUCACGGAUUAGGAAAAACAGAAUAAGGUUAUGAUAAAUCAAUGUUUUGUUUGAAGAAAUGUUAUGUUACUUCUGUUGUAUUGCUUGAUAUAUUAGCAAAUAAGCCGUUUUCAUGGUUAGUAAAUGUAUGUAAGUAUUAAAAAGUGAAUGUUUUAAGUGAUGAAAUUAAGUAGGUCACUGCACAUGACUAAUUGUAAUGCUUGCUGAUGGUUUAUUUUCUACAGUGAAAUAUAUAUAUAUAUAUAAAAAAAAGUUCAAAUAAAUUUGCGGGAACUGAUUUGAUUUACAUAUAGUCCAGUUAGAUGUGAUGAGAAGAGAUAUAAGCAGUAAAAAGCAGGGUUUUUUUUCUCUUUCAAUAACAUUCAAAACAUUAAAAGUAAAAUGCCCCAAAAAUAAUACUCAAGUAUAGUAACAAAGUACAAAUAACAUUUUUGGUUGGUCUAUGUGUUAUGAUUUUUAAGAAACUAAAGAAUGGUUAAACUGGUGCAAUCAUCUGAGGACUCCUCAAUAUAAACAACAUGGGUAUAUAGACAUUUAUAAACUCUAUGUUAAAAUAGUUUUUUGUGAUAUAAAAAAAAUAAAAUAAAUAAAUAAAUAUAUACAUAAAUACAUAUAGAUAUAGAUAGAUAAAUCUUAUCUGAUCUUUUUCUGCCUUUAAUGUUAUAUAGCAACCAACAAAAAUCAAGUGAAAAACACCUAGGAAUGUUCUAGUUGUUCUAAAAAUAUUCUAGGAAAGAAAAAAACAAAAAACAAAAGUAAGAUAACCUGUUUGCAUAAAUGUGCACAUCAUUUUAUAAUGGGGCAUGUGACUGCUCAGAAUGAACCAAUCACAUUCAAACUCAUUUACAAAAGUAAUUAUCAUACAGCUGUCAUGAAUGAAAUUAUUCUGAUUAACCCCAAAUAAAGAGCAGCUGUUCCUGAGGACUUUCUCAACAUCAUCUUUGUUUCAACAGACUACUGAAGCUACAGUUUGCAAAGAGCUUACAAAGCAUGUACUGGAUUUCACUGUCAAAAGGGUUAAAUCUGCAAGCAUGCCUGGUACACCUCUUCAUCACCUCAUCAUAGGCUCCUCUCUUGUGCUCAUCGCAAUUUCUAAAGUUCUUAAUGGCAAUCCAACACCUCUGUCCAGCUCUGCUUCAUCUCAACCCAUCCUGGAUGUUUCUGUUGGUCUGGAGGAACAUGAUGGUGUCCUUCGGGAUGCAGAAAAUCCUGCCAUGCCUGCUUUGGUAGAAAGUUCCCAGGAGAGUUCUGGGUUCUUCAGUGAGGACAGUGAAGAGAAUAAGGGUCCUCUGGCAUUGCGGAAGUGGGAUGUUCAAGCAGAGCUCAACUCCAGUCUGGAUGCAGAUUCAUUGAUAGGUUAUAAUCCAUCCUCCACUCGUCCUUCGUCUCUCACCCUUCGCCAGGCUCCCAAGAAGUCUAAUUCCUCCUCGCCUUUCUUCCUCCCUGUGGUUAAAGCUUCGGACCCAGAACAGUGGCAUAGGGAGAUUGAGGCCAGUGGUUUUCCAGUUCAUUCUUCCUCUCCACUGUCUACCACAGCUGCAGCUCCACUCAUACACUCCUCCGUCACAGACACACACUCCUCCAUCACUGAGUCCAUGGCUGGGUUCUUUGGACCAAACAGCCCCCUGCCUGAGGCCACGGCUGGUGCUGACAGCCCUGAGGAGGACUUUGAUGAUGUAAGAGAGAACAUCCUCACCCAGGCACCUACCAUUCCAGAAAUAGGGGUGUUCUCUAGCCAAGUGCCCUUCGAGCCUGACGAUUCCCACCAGGACGACUCAGAGGAACAGGAGGAAAAUGAGGAGAUUGUGGUGUUCCCAACAGAGGUAGAUGGACAGGAGGUAGAUGUUUGGAAGCCGCCCUCUUCAGCAGAUUCGGACACUCCUGUUGUGGCCUUCACGGAGACAGCCUGGCAUGAAGCAGGGGGGGAGGAGGAGGAGGAGUCAGAGGAGUCUGAGCUUCGUCAUGGAGGCACUGAUUAUCUGUCAGAGACAGACCUGCAUGGUUCCCAAGAAGCAGUGCAGGUAAUUUGUGUUGACUGGAGUGAUCUGGCAGGAAAAGGCUAUGUCAUCCUCAACAUGUCAGAGGAUUACGAUUGUGAUAAGUUUCGUGUGGAGAAUGGCGACAGGCUGCUGGAGAUGCUGGAGAGCACUUUCUCCAGGAAGAUGAACAGUCCACAGGGCUCGUGGCUCAUCUCGCUUAGCAAACCCACCAAACAGGAACACCAGCUUCUCAUGACGCUUGCCAAUGAGCAGGGUGUCAUUCCUACUAAAGAUGUGCUGUCAAUGCUGGGAGAAGUACGGAGAGGAUUAAACGAGAUCGGCAUUCAGAACUUCUCCAGCGUGAGCACGUGUCACUCCAGACCCAGCCAGACACGAAGCGAUUACGGCAAACUGUUUGUCGUGCUGGUGAUCAUCGGAUCAGUGUGUGUGAUCAUCAUUGCAUCUGGGCUCAUCUACAUCUGCUGGCAGCGCCGCCUUCCCAAAAUGAAAAGCAUGUCCCGUGGUGAGGAGCUGCAUUUUGUGGAGAACGGCUGCCAUGACAACCCCACGCUGGACGUGACGAGCGAUGGCCAACCGGAGCCACAGGAGAAGCAGCACAGCACCAAUGGCGUGCCAGCAGGCACUGGAGCUUGGCAGGGCAUGCCAAACAAGUCGGGCAAAGAGGAGGAAGACGAUCAAGAGGAGGAUACCCACCUCUAAUCAGGAGGAGAACAAAGGGAAAGAGAAAAAUUUGUUAGAAAAGUAAGGUAUUCCAUCAGGGCACAGAAUACCAGAGCUUUUUUUCCAACUACCUGCUGAAUAUUUAAAGUGAUUGUCUUUGGCUUGUACGGUCUUUUAUUUAUCUGCACCAGCAACAGCACGUUCAUGUUCAAUCAAAGUGCCGUGGGUUGAUUCUUUAAUAGUGCAAGCACAGAGAGGCGUCAGUAAAAAUUUUAGCCACGCUAAUUGAAGAGUAUUUCGUUCUGGGCGCUAAGCUAGUAAUUAUCCUUAGCUGUGAAGAAACGUAUUGAAAACCUGCCAAAUUUCGUCUUCAGUAAGUGUUGCACUGUUAGAACUCAACAGGAUAGCAGUAUUUCAUAGGAUCUUAAUGCAUAAUGUAUUUCAACUGGCUAUUACAGUACACGCAUAUCCUAUUUUCUUUUGUAUGGAUGCAUCUAGUACACUUUUGGAAGCAGUACAUUAGCGCAGUGUGUUUUAACAUGGUGAAGUUGCAGCCAAAUGGCCUUGCUCUUUAAUCGCUUGUCGGAAUGGCCUCCCUACAAAUGAGAUGUUUUUCAAUGUUCUUUGUUUUCAGUGUCAUAGUUAAGGUUCUCGCCAGCUCCACAGAGAGGUCUCACAAAUAUUUACUGUAAAAAUUACACUUCACAGGGCUCGCAUUUGAAACAAGCAGUUAAACCUCAUUCUGUUUGAUUUUUUUUUUUUUUUUUUAAUCUUAAUGCCAAAAUGAAGGUAGAGCAAACAGAACCUGUGUAAGACUAAGGAGUGGAUGCCUGUCAUGUAUGCAUUUUUGCUACUUUUAAAGAAAAACUCCAUCAAUUAUUCAACCUAAUUUCAAUCCACUACAUCUCUAUGGUGUGUUUAAUUACCAAAGAUGAGAAUUUUGGCAUUUGUCCUUGUAUUAUGAAAAGAAAAAAAAGAAGUUUCCUAGAAACUCAUGUGAUUUAGAGUAGCCAGUCCACCUGUGGGCAUGUUUUUCGGUGGAAGGAAACUGGAGUACACAGAGGAAAUCCACAUGGACAUAGGUAGAAUAUUGCACCAACGGUUAUAGAUGGGAUUCAACAACUGCCCUUGAGUACAGUACAAGGGUAAAAUUUCUUUUCUGUGGUAAUUACUACAGUUGCAGUGGGUAGAUAUUAGGUUGAAAAACUCUGGAGUCUACAUUUAAUGAAUGAUGGAGUUUAAACAAAGGCAAUUUCUCUGUGUACAGACUUCAUUUAGUAUUCUAAGUGAAAAUAAAUCAGUUCCCUGUGGUUUACAGUGCAGUCACAUCAGCAUAUCUGAUAUUAAAUGGUAUAUUAGUCACACUUUAUUUCACAUAGCUCUUAUUACUACAUAAAAAACAGUGUAAACAAAGAUCAGUUACAACGUCCUGAUUUAUGGAAAUAUUCAAUACAACAUGGAGCUACCUGUCUUUACCACAGUGUGUUGUAAAGCCAUACUUACAGCUAAAUAAAAUGAUUAAUAAAGGGUUGUCUCACUGUUGGAAAGUACCUUUUUCAAAUAGCCAAGACAGGUAUUUCAUCAGGGAAUAAUCUACAGGAGUAAUCUCACCCAAAUUUUUUUCCAUAAAACCUACCCCCAAAUCUUCGUGUACUUGCUUAAACAAAUUGUAAUAGCAGGGAUAGUCAGUAGUGACAAAUUUAUGUUCACAGCAGAAAUAUAUUAUCAUCUGCAUAACAAUUUGGCUUUCAGAUAUUUGGAUGUGGGGUCGAGGUGGAGGAAUGAUACCAAACGCAGCCAACAGGCUCCAGUUGUCCAAGAUGGCUGCCUAAAUAAUGGUAUAGUGUUUAGCUACAUGUGAUAUUUUUUAUAGUAAGCAGUGAUGGCUGGUCACGAUAUUAGAUGACAGGCUAAAAUCUACAAUCUAUCAGUAGUGUGAGAAUGAAACUAUUAAGCCUAAUAAGAGUGAUGUGGGGCAAACUAUUACACACACAUGCUUUAAGACUCAUAGUCCGCUGCAUUCUUUAUUUCUUUAGGUGUUUUAAGUGUUUCAAGUCCAUAAUGACUGACCUGGGUACAUGCAGUGUUGCAGCAAAAGAAAAGUUUAAACCAAAAAAAAAAAACCCUAAACUUUCGGUUCUGUCAUCUGUUCUUUUGUGUAAUUUGGACAGCUUUGUCUAUCUAUUUUCAAUUUCUCCUUAAACAUUUUUUGGGAGGAAAAAGGAUGAUGGAUAAAUAAUCCACCUUGUUCAUGUUCAUUACACUUGUGACUAUACUCCUGGGGAAAAAAGUGGCCAAGCCCAAAAUGGCAAAUAUUAAGCUUUUAAUGGUCUGAACAACAAAUCAUUGGUCAGGAAAUUAGCAAGAAUGAAACAAAUGCACUCCUGAGAGCUCCUGUGCCUCCAUUUGCUCAUUUACUUUUGCUGCAGUGAACUGUUUGUUUGGGGAAAAGCUAGAAACAGGGAAAUUCACUUAUAUAGUCUUCUUGUACGCAAAGGUAAAAUCAUGAUAAUGAUUAAAAUGUAAAAUUCAACCUAACACAUGUCUGGAUGUACAAAAUUUUCCAAAAAUAUCUUCUGGGAUUUUUUUUUUCCUUAAAAGAUUAAUCAUUAUUUGGUUUUCUGCCACACCUGAUGCAGCCCAUCAAGGACCACAAGGUUUAAACAUUUAAAGAAAUCAAAGGGAAAAGCUUCCCAUACUAACUCCCUUUAUCUAUUUGUUUAAUUCUUGCUAAUUUCCUGACCAAUGAUUUGUUGUUAAGACCAUUAAAAGCUUAAUAUUUUGCUAUUUUGGGCCUGGCCCAUUUUUUUUUGCCCGGGAGUGUAUAUUUUGCAUACGCCGUCUCAGUCACUGCUGAUGACGUUACGGAUGGCUCAGUGACAUGAAGGCUAAAAAAUAUCAGGCCAAAUGGAUAUCAGAAUUAGCUAGUGUGUAAUCACCUGACAUGACUGUUGCUGAUCGGCUACAUGAAUCUACAGUCUGGGCUAGACUGUAAUCAGCCUCAGCCUUGCUUCUUCAUACCAUUCUGUCAUACCAUUCACGUCCAAAAUCAUCUACCUUGAGACAUUUGUGUAAAGCAAAUAAUCUGAUAUCAAUUCCAAAAAUUAAACAUUAGAUCCUUGUAAGAGGGCAGGCUUAGCUCUGCUCACAUUUAUACCAGAUGCCCCUGACAGUAUGAUGAUUUGAGGCAGUUACAUUCAGACAAGAUUUUGGGUGACAGACUUCCUGUACCUAUUGGGCUACAUAAGAAAUUAGUACAUUAGUAAGUAUUCUUAACUAGAGUAGAGUUAUGAAACAGUUAUUGCAUUUAAGACCACUUUUUUUUCUGAAAUCAUUUUAUUUACUUAGUAAAUAUGACUACACAAAUUGUCCCACGUCCUCCCUGUGUGUGUGGAGUUUGCAUGUUCUCCCCGUGCUUUGAGGGUUUCUUCCAGGUACUCUGGUUUCCUCCCCCAGUCCAAAGACAUGCAUUGUAGGCUGAUUGGCACUUCCAAAUUGUCCGUAGUGUGUGAAUGGGUGUGUGUGUGUGCGAUUGUGCCCUGCGAUGGGUUCACACCCCAUCCAUGGUGUCCCCUGCCCUGUGCCCUGAGUCCCCUGGGAUAGGCUCCAGGUUACCCCACAACCCUGUGUAGGAUAAGCAGUACAGAGAGUGGAUGGAAAUUAUGAAACUUCAUGUUGUAAUUAGUGUUUCCAUAUUAAGUUAACUGUAACUCAUCUUUAUUUACUAGUUACUACAUUUGUGAUGUUACACUAUAAUAAUUGUUACUGUUUUAUUUAUACUAAACCACCUACUCUAUCUAUAUGACAGUUGACAGUUUGUAUGUAAUGUACUGAUUUAAUGUGCAUGAUGCAGUUAUAGUAAUAUAUCCAAAGCACAUAUCAGAAGUUGGCAGUAUUAAACCAAUCCAAACCAUGGUUAUUGCAAAGUUAGAUGUCUUGGAUAGUUCAUUAUAUCCAUUUUCUGUAUGCUAUUACCUGCAUUGUAAAAAAGCUGACUGAUCACCUCAACUUGAUCAAAUAGAACAGGCUGAUCUUGAUAAUCAUAGAGUAAGCGUAGUUUUUUUGUACUCUACAGUAACUGAACAGCUUUGUUUGCAACUGCACUUUUUUUCAUUUUGAUGUUUAUCUCGAAUGCUUUGUAUGGAGAUCCUCUUAACCGCUUUGUAUGGAACGUUUGUACAGACAAACUCCAAUCUCGUUGUGUUAUUUAAUGUAACUUUAGGUUUGACCGUUUUGAAAUGCAAGACAAUAAAUGUUCAGAGAAUCAAA